UGUUCAAUAACAACAUGUCUGCGCACAUUACUGUGUACACGCUGUAGACAUUGAGCUGAGGAAAUCUUCAUUUCUUGCUCAUUUAUUAGCUUUCCAGCAAUAAUGUCGACCCCGGCGAAAGGAGCAACGAAGAAAGAAAAAAAGAAGCCGAUACCAGUGAAAACAUCUCUGAACAACCCGUACAACAUUGGCUGGAGUGAACUCUUACAAAAACAACACAAACAUGUAAUACUUAACAUUUUGAAAGAGAAAAUGUCCGCCAGCGGGCUUCGGAAAGAGCGUGUCAGCCGGUUUCGCGAUUGGGGAAGCAAAAGGAGGUCCAGAAAAAAGGCAUCCAACCCCACCGAGGAGCAAAAAACAGCUUCUGAACCCUCAGAGAGCGUGCAAACUCCCGAGCGGGGCUGGACCAAUCUGAUCCUGAGGAAACAACUCGCCAUCGGCAUCAACGAGGUCACCAAGGGCCUGGAGAGGAACGAGCUGAGUUUGGUGCUCGUAUGUAAUUCCGUCGCUCCAGCUCACAUGACGACCCAUUUAAUCCCGCUGAGUAAAACCAGAUCGGUGCCCGCCUGCCAGGUACCCGGUUUGAGUGGGAGCCUCUCUGAGCUGCUGGGCCUUAAGUGCGUCCUGGCGCUGGGCUUUAGACGUGGGUCCGAGGAGUUCGAGGAUACGGUCCGCGCCAUCACACCGAUGGUCCCACAGCUCCCUGUGGCGUGGAUUCAGACUGACUCAACAACCAAAGAAAAGCGCACAGAAACUGGACAGAAGAGGAAAUCAGAAGAGCUGUCGAGUCAUACAUCUCCUCUAGUUCUCCAGCCUCUAAAAGUGAAGAAAAUCAUUCCAAAUCCAACGAAAAUUAGGAAACCCAAACUGAAAAAGCAGAAAAAAGUUGUUUAACCUGCAUUCUAUGAAUGUAGGCUGUGUAAAAACGUUUAUAUUUAUAUUUUCAAUAGUUUGUGAUGGUUUUGGAGAGCAAAAAGAACCAAAUGGGUUAUAUUAUACAUUGUGAUUGGUGGACUGUCAUAUUUGACCGUCUUUAAGAAAGCUGAUUGUUUAAAACUACACAAUUUUGGCAUUUAUAAAGACACCCUUUUUGAAAUUAGGCAGGUACUUUGGAUAUUCUCACCAUCAGAAUCGUUAAAUUCAUAAACCACAGAUUGGGGAAAGAAGUUUAAUGGUGAGUGAACCAACGAUGGUUCUUUUAGGACAGGGGUGUACAAACCCGCUCCUGAAGGGCCGGUGUCCUGCAUAGUUUUGCUCCAAGUUCAACACACCUGCCUGGAAGUUUCUGAUAUACCUAAACCGCUUUAUUAGCUGGUUCAGGUUGUUGGAAAUAAAGUAUGCAGAACACCAGCCCUCCGGGACUAAGUUUGGACACUCAUGUUAAGAUAAUCCUUCAGAAUCUCACCAAAAUUAAAAAAGGACUUUUUCUUUAUGCUCAACAUUUGCUUAGGCUACUAAAUAGUUGGCUUGGACACAUUUUCACAAAGUAUAUGUGAUGGUUAUGAAAAAUAAAAAGCCCCAAAUGAG
Messenger RNA from Danio aesculapii, 1527 nucleotides. It is a transcript of the gene rpp38, whose product is annotated as ribonuclease P/MRP 38 subunit. Lineage: Eukaryota; Metazoa; Chordata; Actinopteri; Cypriniformes; Danionidae. The transcript has 2 exons. The record is from RefSeq and is a predicted model, not a curated record. Gene Ontology annotation, biological process: tRNA 5'-leader removal. Gene Ontology annotation, cellular component: ribonuclease MRP complex; nucleolar ribonuclease P complex; fibrillar center. Gene Ontology annotation, molecular function: ribonuclease P activity; ribonuclease P RNA binding. The coding region runs from base 103 to 894 and encodes 263 amino acids.